AUGAUCAUCGUAAUGUUUUUCGUUGUGAUCGUUGAAGGACUUGAAGAAACGACAACAAUCACAACAACAAUCACAACAUCAUCAGCACUAGCUAAUGCCACGACUCUCACCACAAAAGCUUCUACAACUUCAACAACAACGAUCAAAUCAAAUCCAAUUAUAUGUUCUCCACCCGAAAAUGAAAAAGCUCAUUGGGAGCUCGCUCAAAAGAUUCUCCACGUGGCUACAGCUUCAAUCAGUGAUCCGGCAAAGGAAUGUUUGCAAAAUGAGAAAAGUGGUUACACAGCCGUUCAUGAUUGGACUUUUCGAAAACCGCCAAGUAAGACAAACUGGCAUGAGAUUAGAAUUGGGAUUUCAAAGAGAGAUGAUCCUGCAGAAAUUCUCGUUUUCGUUUCUGGCCCACCGUAUAUUGUUCAAACGAUGCAAGCAAACAUGCGAGAAAUCGAUGAUCAGAAAUUGGUUCCCUUUCGUCCAUAUUGUAAUCACGGUGUCCGUGUCGGGAAUGUAAUGUCCGAUCUCUACCAUCGUAUUUAUGAUCAAGAUCAUCAAAGUUCCACGACAUUAAAAUCAACACUUAAACAACUUCAUAAAAAAUAUGGAAAAACACACUCGAUAUCGUUUUCCGGCUUUUCCACUGGCGGAUGUGUGGCUCAAAUGUUAGCUUUGGUUACGGAAAAAGAUAUUGGAUGGAGAGAUGGAUGCAUAAGAUUUUAUGGUUUUGGAAUGCCUCGUUGUGGAGAUCAAAGAUAUGUUAUGAUGAUUCAUGAGAAAAUCCCGCAAAACUAUCGCUAUUAUUGGAAAAAUGAUCCGAUGUCGAGUCAUCCGAAGAAAUCUUCAAACGAAUCGAUUGUUUGUGAUGAAGAAGCUCUUCAAUUGAAACCAAAUGGUGAAGUGACCUCGUGUACAUCGUCUGGGAGUGGUGAAGAAACGGAAGAUGAUGCCGAGAUUUGUGAUUGGGUGAAUUCUGUAGCAAUCACGGAUCAUUAUGCUUUCUUCGACAAUCUCGAUCCAAACGCCUAUUCUUCUCCGUCUGGGUGUCCAUUUUUU
Molecule: messenger RNA, 1047 nt
Organism: Mesorhabditis belari
Lineage: Eukaryota; Metazoa; Nematoda; Chromadorea; Rhabditida; Rhabditidae
Source: the annotation of a GenBank genome assembly